AUGAUUGGUCAUUUAACAGGUUUUUUGGCAUUAGUUAAGAAAGAAAACCCGGAUAUUAUUUUCACUCACUGCUUCAUACAUAGAGAAGCUCUUGUUGCUAAAUCUUUGAUGCCUGAGCUCAAUGAAGUAUUGAAAACUAUUGUCAAAAUGGUAAACUUCAUUAAAAGUAAACCUUUGAAAUCAAGAUUAUUUAAUCAUUUGUGUUCUGCUAUGGAUAGUGAGCACACCCAGCUUUUGUUUCACACAGAAGUAAGAUGGCUAUCUCGUUGACGUGUCCUACAAAGAUUUUAUGAACUUAGAGAAGAGUUAUUAUUGUUUUUUACUUGUGAAGAAUCAAAAUAUGCUGAUUUUCUCAGUGAUGAUUCCUGGUGUGCCAAAGUAGCCUUUCUAGCAGAUAUAUUUGAAAAACUGAAUUACUUAAACAAGAGCAUGCAAGGAAAGCAAGAGAACAUUUUAACAUAUACAGAUAAAAUCAGUUCUUUUCAAGAGAAGUUGUUACUAUGGAUUUCAAAAAUUGAAAAACAGACAAAUUGGGAUAUGUUCGAUCUUGUCAAGAACUGUCACGUUAAUUCAGAUCUUACAAACUUAAUUUUAAAAAGUCUACAUUUGCUUUAUGAAAAUAUAAAAAAGUAUUUUCCGUCUUUGGAUGUCUCAUCGAUGGACUGGGUGAGAAAUCCUUUCAUUGACUCAGCAUAUGAGACUGCAUUGUUUACCACUGAUGAAGAAAGUGAAUUGAUUGAUUUAAAAAAUGACCGUGGUCUAAGCUACAGUAUUCUAAAUUAGUUGAAGAUACUGCGAGAAAGUUAAAAAAAAUAAAAAUAAAUGUAGAUGUCUCAUCUUUUUGGAUAAAUCUAUUGCAAGAGUAUCCCAAGAUUUCAAGAAAAGCUAUGAAUGCGAUACUGCCUUUUUCUACAUCCUAUAUUUGUGAAACAGCAUUCUCUUCAAUGAAUGCCAUCAAAACUAAAAAUCAAUCACAACUGAAGAACUUGGAAGACGACAUGAGGGUGUGCUUAUCAACCAUUCGACCACGAAGGAACCUAAUAAUGAAGAGAAAACAGUCCCAAAUUUCUCACUAA
Molecule: messenger RNA, 1076 nt
Organism: Cinara cedri
Lineage: Eukaryota; Metazoa; Arthropoda; Insecta; Hemiptera; Aphididae
Source: the annotation of a GenBank genome assembly